GAUUAGACGUCCCUUACCCCAAGGGAGUUUCAUAAGGUAUUCCCGGCCAGCCCGGAAGCGAGCAGGCGCUGCCUCAGAACGCUUCCACACGUUCAUGGGAAGAGAGCUGCUGUCAUCUCAUGGUGUUCAUAUUUCUGCGCAGUAAAGUACUAGUAUUUUGUAUAAAUGGGAGGCUCACCGAGUUGUCAAAUUGCAGCAGUAGACAUGAAGGGCCCAGUUGCUGAGAAAGUCAAUGAGAAAAUUAAGAGCCAUUGUGUGAUGAUUUUCUCAAAGACCUACUGUCCUUAUUGCAAGAUAGCUAAAAAGGCAUUCAGUGAUAUUGGAGUCCCAUAUGAAGUGUAUGAAAUUGAUAAGCAGCCUGAUGGUGCAGCAGUGCAAGAUGUUUUAGAUAACAUGACUGGUGCCAGAACUGUACCCAGAGUGUUUGUGGGAGGGAAGUGCAUAGGUGGAGGAACAGAAACGAGGCAACUCUACAAGGAAGGAAAAUUAGCAAAUUUGGUUCAGCAAAGUUGUGAAAAUAAAUGAUUUUAUUGUAUUAUAGAUGUGAAGUUAUAAUAUCCUUUUAAUGUAUUUAUUCUUGAAAAUCUCAUGAUUUUAUUGACCAGUAAAAUAGUAGAAAAAGGGUGUAACUUAAUUAAUUUUGUGUAAUCAUGUAAAGUAAUCCUUUUUGCCAUAUUGUAAGUAAUAUUUUAUAUUCAAAAAUACUUUUCUACCUACCUCAGUUGUUAGAUUUUGGAACAGAUAAUAAAGAACCUCUCUAUAAAUGUAUGAUGAAAAACAUUUCCUUAUGUAAAUAGACAUUUUGUUAGGGUUGUGGGGUUAGAUUUAUUUUUUAUUUUUACAAGGACAGGCAGUACAUGAAAUAUUUAA
Penaeus monodon (black tiger shrimp) is the source of this 870-nucleotide messenger RNA. RefSeq names its product glutaredoxin-2, mitochondrial-like. The transcript has 4 exons. The record is from RefSeq and is a predicted model, not a curated record. Bases 166 to 525 code for a protein of 119 amino acids. Lineage: Eukaryota; Metazoa; Arthropoda; Malacostraca; Decapoda; Penaeidae.